Messenger RNA from Plasmodium malariae, 414 nucleotides. RefSeq names its product 40S ribosomal protein S17, putative. Gene Ontology annotation, cellular component: ribosome. The transcript is spliced from 2 exons. The coding region runs from base 1 to 414 and encodes 137 amino acids. Gene Ontology annotation, molecular function: structural constituent of ribosome. Gene Ontology annotation, biological process: translation. NCBI's taxonomy places the organism in Eukaryota, Apicomplexa, Aconoidasida, Haemosporida, Plasmodiidae. The record is from RefSeq and is a predicted model, not a curated record.
AUGGGAAGAGUACGAACAAAAACUAUCAAAAGAGCCGCAAGGCAGAUUGUGGAAAAGUAUUAUGCGAAAUUAACCCUUGAUUUUCAAAUUAAUAAAAAGAUAACAGAAGAAGUUGCAAUAAUUCCAUCCAAAAGAAUGAAGAAUAAAGUAGCUGGAUUUGUUACUCACUUAAUGAAAAGAAUACAAAAGGGUCCGGUUAGAGGUAUUAGUUUAAAACUACAAGAAGAAGAAAGAGAAAGACGUUUAGAUUUUGUACCAGAAAAAUCUCAAAUUGAUGUAAAUGUAAUAUAUGUUGAACCAGAUACAGUACGUAUGAUCAAGUCAUUGGGUAUUAAUAUUAGUAACAUGAAAGUUCACAACCCUAUGAUUAACGCGAGUCAGCAGAAACAGAACAGAAUGAACAAUCAAUUUUAG